AGUGGAGCAGAGGAAAAGGAGAGGAAACUUUCAGCAGAAUGCUGUCCCUGUCCUCGCAGACCUUACGCUGGGCUGUCAGCAGAAGCUUCGGGAUCAGAGGGAGGGAAGCUGCAGAGGAUGACAGCUCGUGCAGAGGGACGUAGCUCACCUGCAGAGCAGAACCGCGUUUAUACAGUGUAAACAGAGCGGAACCGAAUUCCCACUUUUAAUGCCCGGGCUUUUCCUCACCAGUGAUGAGUUGGCUCCUGUUGUGGAUUCUGACAGCAGCUGGGAUUCAACAGGCCUACUCCUUGAAUUCCACUGCCAUGCCCCCCGCCACGGCCCUCGCCUCUCCGACUCCAGACCCGUACAACGUGACGCGGUACUGCAAGUGGCCCUGCGAGUGUCCCGAGGUGGCGCCCAAGUGCCCCCCUGGCGUCAGCCUCCUCAUGGACGGCUGCGACUGCUGCAAGGCCUGCGCCAGGCAGGUCGGGGAGGAGUGCAACGAGGCCGACACCUGCGACUUCCACAAGGGGCUGUACUGCGACUACAGCUCGGACAAGCCUAGGUACGAAAAAGGAGUGUGCGCAUAUAUGACGGGAACGGGCUGUGAAUAUGACGGCGUGCUCUACCGUAACGGCCAGAGCUUCAAGCCCAGCUGUAAAUACCAGUGUUUGUGCGUGAACGGCGCCAUCGGUUGUGUGUCCCUGUGCUCAGAGUCCCAGCCUCCCAGGGUUUGGUGCCAAAGUCCGCGCAGAGUCAAAGUCCGGGGGCAGUGCUGUGAGCAAUGGAUCUGUGACGAGACAAAGAAAGGACGCAAGACAGCGCCGCGGCACGCAGUGGAGGUUUUUCCAACUGAGAGCUGGCACAAGAACUGCAUCACCCAGACCACCUCAUGGAGCCCCUGCUCCAAGACCUGCGGCCGCGGCCUGUCGUUGAGGAUCUCCAACGCCAACGACCAAUGCGAGCUCGUCCAAGAGUCCCGUCUCUGCAAUCUGAGGCCGUGUGAAGUAGACAUCACCAAGCACAUCAAGCCAGGAAAGAAGUGCCUGAAUAUCUACAGGGAAGAUCAGCCGUCAAACCUCACCAUUUCUGGCUGCACCAGCAAGAAGUGGUACCGACCAAAGUACUGCGGCGUUUGCACCGACGAGCGCUGCUGCAUCCCGUACAAGUCGAAGACCGUCGACGUGGAGUUUGAGUGUCCGAAUGGGACCGGGUUCACUUGGAAGAUAAUGUGGAUCCAGGCGUGCUUCUGCAACCUUAGCUGCAGGAAUCCCAAUGACAUCUUUGCAGAGCUGGAGAGCUACUAUGGUUACCCGGAAGUCGUGAACUAAAAUGCUGCAAUUUGGCAAAGAACACUCCUUUUGUUUUUUUGCUUCCUAAAAGAUAUUUUGAGUUUUUAUAUGUGCAAUCUAUAUUUUUUUUUCUUUUGGAAAAAAAUUGUAAAUAUGAAAUGUGUCUCCAGCACGGAUUCAUGUAGUAAGGAUAUUUGAAGAGGUAAAGCAAUAAAAGCCUAUAUUUAAAGUUUAAUUUAUUUAUGUAGAGUUUCUGAUUAACGUUAUGCAUCUACAUUGGAUUGCUCCCUAAUCAAGCGUCUCCUCAGCCUGAUACACACGUUUUCCUCUUCAUUUUUCGCCCGUUUCUUUGCAAACAAAAAGUAGACAAUAUUUUCUGCCUUUGCAAACAAAUUUACACUUAAGCUAGAAACUGAAUCAAAAAAAGACUUUUUUUUUUAAACUCGUAUGAAAAUGUGAUGUGCAUUUGUAUUCAGCCCCGCAAAAUCUCUAAAUAUUUUGAAGUUUUAGACGUUUUGGAGAGCAUGCCUACCAAACGUGCAAAUCACAGAUUUGGGAAAUACUUCAACCUCAGUCUGGUUGGACAACAUCUAUGACCAUCAAUUUUAAAAGGUCAUAGAGUCUCAGUCAGACUUCGGUCUUUGACUGGAUCUUUCUAAAACAUUAACGGGCUUUGAACUAGCAGACUGCCCCACCCUUUCAACUCCCACUUAAGCUGUGGCUCUGGUGACUGUUUUAUAGCCUAACCGUGCGUUAAACAUCUCUGAAACUUUAUCUGUCUGGUGUAAUCCUUGGUUUUCAUGAAGCCAUUUGUUCAUUGUUCUCAAACACAGCUAUGCGCAUCACAUAAAAUUCAUUGAAGUUCUUUAAGUUCAGCAGCUGCAGAUAUUCUUGCCUGCAUUUUAUCCUUGUCCUUACAAGUACAGAAAGUAAAUCAAUGUUAUAGUUACAUUUUGAAAUAUGCAAUAAUGCAACAAAAGGGAAUCUGUUAUAAGUUUUUUUUAUUGUCAUUUUUUAAUAAAUACAAACCGUUAUAUCAUUUUUAAUGCUAUUUGUUUUUUUUUCCCCCUACAGCAAAAGAGAUGGUUUGUGCAUUGCAUCUUUACAAAGCUGCAUUUAUGUCAUCUGCAAAGUAAUAUGUUGCUGUAGUGCAAGUAAAAUACAGGAAAUGGUAUCGGGUAAGUUCUAUGGCUAUCCUCAUGUUAACAUGUAGACCUCUCCGUCUGCACUCACCCAACAAAUCCAAAAACCACACAGGAGCAUCACAUCUCAAAAGCGAACAAUUUCAUGGCACUUUUUUUUUUUGUUCCUUUGUGCUUCAUUGCAUAGAAAUCGACAUACAUAUAGCUUGGGAGAGGGGG
Molecule: messenger RNA, 2635 nt
Organism: Poecilia reticulata (guppy)
Lineage: Eukaryota; Metazoa; Chordata; Actinopteri; Cyprinodontiformes; Poeciliidae
Gene: ccn4a
Product: cellular communication network factor 4a
Biological process (GO): signal transduction; cell adhesion; positive regulation of cell differentiation
Cellular component (GO): extracellular matrix; extracellular region
Molecular function (GO): heparin binding; integrin binding
Source: RefSeq, a predicted model, not a curated record